UAAUUUUAUAAGAUUACAACGCACUAUGGCGUAUGUAUUAAGAUUCAUUAAUAUUUGUAAAAAACAGCGUCCACCAACACAAUUCCUGACCAAUGAAGAACUUCAAAAUUCUUUAAUUGUUUUAUUAAAAUUAUCGCAAAUCGAGUCAUUUAAUGAACACAAUAUUUUAUUGCAGAAUAAGCGCUUGCCCGCAAAGAAUCAUCUGUUAAAAUUUAAUCCGUUUUUAGACAAUAACAAAGUAAUGCGUGUCGGCGGUCGCUUAGAUAAUUCAUUGUUUUCUUAUGAAAAGAAACAUCCUAUUUUAUUACAGUCCACUCAUCAUUUAACAAAAAUACUUUUUAAAUAUAUGCAUGUUAAACUUUUACAUGCUGGCCCUCGUUUAUUAUUGACUUCAAUUAGAGAAACUUACUGGCCAAUCGGUGGUCUAAAUUUAGCUAAACGAACUUUUCGUAAUUGUCAUUUGUGUUGUCGAUUUAAGGGAAAGGUAGUGAAUCCUAUCAUGGGUAACCUGCCGCAGCGACGUGUGACCGCGAGUGGCUAUCCCUUCGAGACCGUUGGCAUCGACUACGCCGGACCUAUCAUGUCAGCCAGUCGACAAGGACGCGGCUGUAAACUUGUCAAAGUUUAUAUUAUUGUUUUCGUGUGUUUCGCUACUAAGGCCAUGCACAUUGAGUUAGUAGGUGAUUUGACAAGUAAUAAUUUUAUGUCGGCUCUUCGUCGAUUUAUGUCACGUCGCGGCAAACCUAAACACAUUUAUUCCGAUAACGGGACCUCAUUCGUAGGUGCGUAUAAUGAAAUCGGUCGUUUUAUUAAAAGUUGUAACAAUUCGCUGCCUGGUGACCUAGCUCCUGAAGGUAUUGAUUUUCAUUUUCUACCUCCUCACGCCCCUCAUUUCGGUGGUCUAUGGGAGGCAGGCGUUAAAUCUGUAAAAUUCCAUCUUAAACGAAUUCUUGGUAAUUGUAACCUCACAUACGAGGAAUUAAACACUGUGCUGGUCCAAAUUGAGGCAGUUCUCAACUCACGUCCGCUAACGCCGCUCUCAGCAGAUCCUAGCGACCUGCUUCCAUUGACGCCGGGACACUUCCUCAUCGGCCGCCCACUCACCGCGCUGCCGACUGACUGCUACGAGCAACACGUCACAGGAACACUGAGCCGAUACCAACAUUUGGAGCAACUCCGCCAACACUUUUGGCGCAGAUGGAGCAAGGAGUACAUAUCGGAACUUCAGUUGAGGACGAAAUGGCGCUCUGAUCUCAACCCUUUACAGGAAGGUGUCCUCGUCAUCCUGAAGGAGGAUAAUCUACCGCCGCUGAAAUGGCGGCUGGGUCGAGUCGUGGCAGUCCAUCCCGGAGCGGACGGAGUAUCCCGUGUGGCUGACGUACGGACUGCGACAGGAGUCGUACGCCGCGCUUUUAGCAAGAUCUGCCCGCUGCCUCAAGACGACAUCUAGUUUUGUUGAAGGACGAGCCUUCAACGCCCGGGGGCAUGUUCGCGCCAAUUCGCCGUUUCACAACGCCUACCAUUUUACGACGAGCAACGGCGUAAUUUUAGGAUUACCGUCUAGAAUUAAGAAUUUUGUUAAUCCAAAUUAAUUUUUAACUACGUCAUUCUGUUCGCUGUUAUCGAUCAACUCGCAUUAUACGUCUCUUCCCUCUCUGGCAAAAAUUUGUUUUAUUCCGUAUAAAACUCACUAACUUUUA
Messenger RNA from Papilio machaon (common yellow swallowtail), 1700 nucleotides. RefSeq lists its product as uncharacterized. Gene Ontology annotation, biological process: DNA integration. Gene Ontology annotation, molecular function: nucleic acid binding. The transcript has a single exon. The coding region runs from base 26 to 1450 and encodes 474 amino acids. The record is from RefSeq and is a predicted model, not a curated record. NCBI's taxonomy places the organism in Eukaryota, Metazoa, Arthropoda, Insecta, Lepidoptera, Papilionidae.